Capsicum annuum is the source of this 949-nucleotide messenger RNA. RefSeq names its product ORM1-like protein 3. The coding region runs from base 225 to 698 and encodes 157 amino acids. NCBI's taxonomy places the organism in Eukaryota, Viridiplantae, Streptophyta, Magnoliopsida, Solanales, Solanaceae. Gene Ontology annotation, biological process: negative regulation of ceramide biosynthetic process; intracellular sphingolipid homeostasis; ceramide metabolic process. Gene Ontology annotation, cellular component: endoplasmic reticulum membrane. The transcript is spliced from 3 exons. The record is from RefSeq and is a predicted model, not a curated record.
AAGGAAGCUUGAUAAAGUAUGCUAACUAGAAAGAUAUUAUUAGUGAAUAGUGGAUAAUUAUGAACUUUGGUCUAUAGUACUUCCAAAAUAAUAGUCCUUCCAAUAGUCGCAAAGCAAACCGAAGAAGAAAAAAGUGAUCAAAUUCUUUGAUGAACCCAAAAUAAAAAUUAGUAACAAAAUUUGAUCAAAUCACUGUUCAAUUGAGCUAAAGAGAAAAAGGGGAAAUGGCGAAUUUGUAUGUAAAAGCAGUGCCACCGGCGGAUCUGAAUCGGAACACAGACUGGUUCAUGUACCCUGGUGUAUGGACAACCUAUAUACUCAUCCUUUUCUUUUCAUGGAUUCUUGUUCUUUCCCUUUUUGGUUGCUCACCUGGCAUGGCGUGGACCGUUGUUAAUCUUGGUCACUUUCUGGUCACAUAUCACUUCUUCCAUUGGAAGAAAGGAACUCCAUUUGCAGAUGAUCAGGGAAUGUACAAUCAAUUGACGUGGUGGGAGCAAAUAGACAAUGGGAAGCAGCUCACUCGUAACCGAAAAUUCUUAACUGUUGUGCCUGUCGUCCUGUACUUGAUAGCCUCACAUACAACUGAUUACCAACAUCCAAUGCUCUUCUUCAAUACCAUUGCUGUGACUGUGCUGGUUAUUGCCAAGUUCCCGAAUAUGCACAAGGUCCGAAUCUUUGGAAUUAACAGCGAUCCGUAAAUGUUUCUUUUUUUGCGUCCAGUUUGACUGUUUCUCAGAGUUUAAGCUUUCUCAUCCUCCUGCUGUUCUGCGUAAAGCGAAGCUCGUCUCUGUAUAGAAGUCAGGACAGAAAAGAAUACUUGCUACUGCUUUAGUGCUAAUGGCUUUUACAAGUGAGUGCUUCUCUAGAUAGUGAAGCAAUAAAUGUAACAAGUUUUCUGUACAGUGUAAUUUUCCCAGCAAGCAUUAUAUGAGCACUAUAAUUAGUUCAA